AUUAUGUCUAGCCCCAUACUACUAGGUAGGCAUACCAUUUGGAACUUAUGUCAACUAACAUCAAUGAUUGAAGUUUUGAACCCAUUGACAGUCAAUUGCACAAGUAGCUAACCUACAUCAAUAUAUCUAAAUACCUACAUACAUAGUACACCUUCUGAGUCUAUACACACCUCAAACCACACACAUACCUAUAUAUAUAAGACAAUCUGGAACCCAGCCGGCACUUAUUACUAUUGGUAAUAUCUAAGCCUCGUCGACAAUGGCCUCAACCUCGGCCUCGACCUCGAGUCCCGCAGCAUCAACAGAUUCUCCAUUUCCGCUUCCCCGUGUCACCAUCCGCUUCUGUACACAAUGUAAAUGGAUGCUGAGAGCUGCCUAUUUCGCGCAAGAGCUCCUCUCCACCUUCUCAACCGCCCUCGGCGAGGUAGCCCUGCAGCCAUCCACAGGCGGCACCUUCACAGUCGAGAUAUCCUAUGCUCAACCCUCAUCCUCCUCCAACCCUUCCUCCUCCCUACCCACCCUUCCGCCAAACCCCACCCCAACAAUCCAGCACCGCGUCCUCUGGGACCGCAACCUCGAUGGCGGGUUCCCCGAGACCAAGGAGCUGAAGCGGCGCGUCCGCGACGUCAUCGAGCCGGGCCGGGACCUCGGACACGUCGACAGGGACUACUCCGCCUCUUCCUCCUCUGCUCCCAAGCGGACAAGGGUAGAGUCCGCGAGCCAGACGACGGCGGCAGCAUUAGCAGAAAUAACGACAGCAGUAGCAGGGCUAGAACCACGACAGCCGCCAACCGCGGAUAAUGAGAAUGCCACCAUGUCAGGGACCGAGCCUCAGAAUCAGACGACGGAAGCAGAAGGAUCAGCGGCAGCGGCACCAAAGCCGAAAAAACAACGAAAGCCGCGGCAGCCAGGAGCUGCGGCUCAAAAGAACGCCCGUGAGCCAGACCCUAAGUCCUGGGACCAGGCGGUGAUAGCAGCAAUAGUGACGGCACUGGAAACGCCGUUACCUAGGGGGAAGAAGAAGCCUCUCGAUCCAUCAGAGUCCGAGUGUGAGGACUGCGAAUAAGUUGACUUGUAGUUGAUUAUCUAGCACAGGUAGGUAGGUAGGUAGGUAGGUAAGUCAGGAAAUUGGGCUAUUUCAACCCGGGCCUAUGUAUGGGUAUAUAUUUAUCUGCCUACCUAACUACUUGCUCUGCCUACCCUAGGGAGGCAACGAGGAAAUUGGGCUG
Hypoxylon fragiforme is the source of this 1229-nucleotide messenger RNA. RefSeq names its product Rdx family-domain-containing protein. The coding region runs from base 260 to 1066 and encodes 268 amino acids. The record is from RefSeq and is a predicted model, not a curated record. Lineage: Eukaryota; Fungi; Ascomycota; Sordariomycetes; Xylariales; Hypoxylaceae. The transcript is spliced from 2 exons.